GCCCGCGUGGGCCGGGCAGGCCUGGCCCGGAGGGCAGCCGGGCGGAGCACGGCCGGCCGGCCUUUUGUUUGCCUCCCUGGGGCCGCGCGGCCCGGCGCUGACUCGGACCCCGGACCCCGAGAACGAGCACGCCCCGCCGGCCGCCGCGACGACCCGACCGAAGCCUCGCGCCUGGCGCCCCCACCCCCGGCGGCGCCAGGACUGUGUUAGGGCGCUUGCUCCUCAGCGCCGGCGGCGGGGUUCGAACCUGGGACUCGGGGAGCCCUAGCCGGGCCUCCGGGUUCCCUUCCCUAGUGUGCACUCGGGUCCGCGCAUUGGCAGCUCGCGGCUCUACUUGAUCCCUUCCUGCGGGUCAUCUAACUGGCCUUGGCCAGCUCCUGACCAGGGACUGAAGUUGCGGCGUCUGGCCGGGUGCGCCGCCGGGUUCCAUGGAGCUGGAGGGGCAGUGGUGGCGAGGACAGCUGGCUGCGGAUAUUCACCAGGCGCUUCGGUACAAGGAGCUGAAGUUGCCUUCUUAUAAAGGCCAGUCCCCUCAACUGAGUCUCAGGCGAUAUUUUGCUGACUUGAUUGCCAUCGUGAGCAAUCGCUUCACACUCUGCCCUUCUGCCCGACAUCUUGCUGUCUAUUUGCUGGACCUGUUCAUGGAUCGCUAUGACAUCUCUAUCCAGCAGCUCCAUUUAGUUGCGCUUUCCUGUCUACUCCUAGCAAGUAAAUUUGAAGAAAAAGAAGAUAGUGUGCCUAAGCUGGAGCAGCUCAACAGCCUGGGUUGUAUGACUAACAUGAAUCUAGUACUAACAAAACAAAAUUUGCUACAUAUGGAACUAUUGUUAUUAGAAACCUUUCAGUGGAACCUCUGCCUUCCUACAGCUGCCCAUUUCAUUGAGUAUUACCUCUCUGAAGCAGUACAUGAAACAGAUCUUCAUGAUGGCUGGCCAAUGAUUUGCUUGGAAAAAACAAAGCUCUACAUGGCCAAAUAUGCAGAUUACUUCCUGGAAGUGUCUCUGCAAGAUUAUGCCUUUCUAAAUUAUGCACCUUCUUUAGUAGCUGCUGCAUGUGUGGCUUCUUCGAGGAUUAUACUUCGUCUUUCUCCAACGUGGCCUGCAAGACUGCAUCGGCUAACUGCUUACUCCUGGGAUUUCUUAGUGCAGUGUAUUGAACGGCUGUUGGUUGCUCAUGACAAUGAUGUGAAAGAAGCAAACAAACAGAGGGGACAGGCAGGCCCUCAGUCAGCACAACUGGGUGUGUUCCAGACGGCGUCCCAGCCCUCACGGCCAGUUCACUUUCAGCAACCUCAGUAUCUUCAUCAGACUCAUCAGACCUCCCUGCAGUAUCGCCACCCUGUAUCCGAACAGCCCAGCUGUCAGCAGAUUGUGUCUACCACACACACCUCAUCUUACACACUACAGACGUGUCCUACUGACUUGCAAACUAGUGCUCAGGGCCUUGGGCACAUGCAGACUGGUGUGGGGAUGUCCUUGGCAAUACCAGUGGAAGUUAAACCCUGUCUGAGUGUUAAUUAUAACCGGAGUUAUCAGAUAAAUGAACAUUACCCAUGUAUCACUCCAUGCUUUGAGAGGUGAUCAUGUGUGCAGGUUAUAAGUGACACAGACUAUUCUGUGGCCUUUAGCUCUGGGGCAAGCUUUUUGUAAUCCUUUCUUCACAAGGAAAGGAAUACAAAUAAACAGAAUUAGUCAGGUACCAGCACCAGGAAGACUGAAUAUCCCUUCCAAUACAUCAUGGAUACCUAGGAGAACUCUGCAGACAUUGUAAUGUAUAUCAAAUCCUGUUAACAAAUCCUUGUAUGACAGAAAUGUUCCAGCCCUAGCUAAUGGUCCAUUUAUUUCAAAAUACUCAAUACGUCAGGAAAUUUGGGGGACUCCAAUUUGCCAUUCUGAGAUUCGACCUGUGGUAGGCUUUGGGCCUUAUGUUGGCUCAUAUGUCAAAGACUGUUUAUCUGUGGACUUGCCAAACUGUCUUUUAUGAAGGAAAGUUACAGUAUUAAUUUUUUAAGAGUUUUUUUUUUUUUUUUUUUUUUUUUUUUAAUUCUGCAGCUUUGAGUUUUAUUUUUGACCUACAGGUGGGUUUCUAAGCUUGAACUCAUGAAUUGCUAUGCAUACUAAUAUGUGUAGUUAAAGAAAUUCAGAUCAUUCUGUUUAACUUCCUAUCAUAAAUAAUAUAGGUAUCUGAAUUUAUAUACUAAAAUUAGGGGCGAGGCAGAUACUGAAAUUAUCUUGAAAUCAUGGUCAUAAUUUUGUUUUGCUGUUUGAUUUUUUUUUUGUUGUUUUUGGUUUGUUUUUUUUCCCCUCCCUAAGUGAUCAAACUCAAGUCUUUAGAAUUAAAACACAUUUAACUCAGGGAAUUUGUACUACUUGGAAAUGCAUAACUGUAAUGCAACAUGCUUUGGGAGUGUUAACAGUGUGAACUACCUGCAUAACACAGGCUUAGAAUACUCCUGCUAGGAUGUGAUUUUAAAUGAGAUCCUAAAAUAGCACAGGAUGAAUGAUUUGUGUCCUGUGAUUGCUAAUACAUCGACAGGUUUUGCAUCACCCAGUGCAAUCAGUGAUUUAUAGCAGAUUUGUUGUUGCUCAUUAAAAAGUUUUUCAGGAGAAAAGACGUAACUGUAAAAUACCAGUACUAGAAUAAAGUGCAGUAGGUUUAUUCUAGAGCUGAGGGUAGCCAGGGUGGUACUCAGGCUGAGCUAAUGCAGCACUUUGUUAGUGGAAGAUGAUUUUAUAAGCAGCCUUGGAAUCCAGCUAGUCAGUCUUAAGCAAGCAGGGGUACUAAUUGCAAAAUUUCAGUAGCCAUUUUCAUUAGAUUGGCCCUGGAACAUUUCAUUGUAUUGGUAGUGAGUGGGAACAGCAAUAAUAGUCAUUACAGCAAGUACAACUGGGCCAUGAGACAUUUGGAGGAAAUAAACUUAAAAAAUAAAAAAGAUUUUAAGGUAAUGAUAAACUGUAUACAUUAUGCUCCUAUCCAUGGGAGAAGAGAAACUCAGUGGAGGGAAGUUAGAAGGUGUGUCUGUGUUUUUAUGUGCUAGCACUUGAAUAGAAGGGAAUCUGUGUGGCAGAUAUGUGACUGCCACAGUGUGCAUUGAAGAAAACUUACAAUAAGAUGUGGGUAUGCAGCUGGAGUCUCAGUAAUCAAGCCAAUGGCCUUUGUUAGGAAGGGAAGGGAAGGGGCUCCACAUCGUAAUGGACUGAUCCAGGCAGCACCAGUGGAUGAGUGUGAGUGGUGGCUUCUGCCAGCAUGAAUUCUUAGAAAUGUCCUUUCCUUAACAGAAGAUAACUUUUAUAUUUAGAAUACAUAGGGCAUGAUGUGGACUUACUGGUCUGGUAAAUGAAACAAAAACCACUCAGGUAAGAGCAUACACUCUUGGCAGUUUUCAGGCAUGAAAAUCGUUUUAUGAACAUGCCACUUUUCCUCUUUAAAAAGGCUGCUAAUUGGAUUUUAGUAAUUCUUAUGUUAAAAACUUGAACUAUUGGAGGGAAGUAAGGUUCAAAACAUAAUGAAUCUUUCACAUUCACAAACAGAACCCAGCAACCUGGAGUCCAGUUUUCAGUAUUAUAACUACCUCAGUAAUGUUAUGAAUGUAAGAUAUUGGGAUAGAAAUCCUAACUUGAAACAACAGCCAGUGCCUGUGGUAAUUUAAUGUCUUGUCAAAUGCUUUUAUUGAUUGGUUAUAUGUCAUUCUUGUUAUAGAAGAGUAUUUGCCUUUUUAAAAAGCUUAUUAACACUUUUUCCAAUUUAUAUUUUAAAAACUAAAGAACACUGGAUUAAUCUUUUUGGGGGGUAGAAAAAAAAUAAUCGAUUACUAUUGCUGCAUACCCAGGGUGGGGUGGGGAGGUUGGAGAACCCUUAACUAUUUUUAAAACAUUAGGUUUCACUAUAAAUACAACUCAACAACUGUUAGCUUUUGGGGGUGGGGAACUGUGUGGGUUUUGUUUUGUUUAAUUUAUUGAUUAGUCUUUAAAGUUUCAUUUUGUUUUGUUUUUGAGAUCACCGGACCAUCAUUAAAUAUGCACUGUGAAGAGAUUAAUGAUAUGUAUAGAGGACUUAACCAAAGUCCAUUAAUAAACACUAUUCAAGUACAAAACUGCAAACCAAAAUAUAUCUGUGCUAUGAUGUUGAUUACAGAUAGUGAAUAUGGUGCUGAAGUCUACACAGUGGAAUUAGAUGAGUGCUAUGCACUUAAUUUUAAAAUAAAACUAGUUU
Nannospalax galili (Upper Galilee mountains blind mole rat) is the source of this 4212-nucleotide messenger RNA. It is a transcript of the gene Ccnj, whose product is annotated as cyclin J. The transcript has 6 exons. The record is from RefSeq and is a predicted model, not a curated record. Gene Ontology annotation, molecular function: cyclin-dependent protein serine/threonine kinase regulator activity. NCBI's taxonomy places the organism in Eukaryota, Metazoa, Chordata, Mammalia, Rodentia, Spalacidae. Bases 429 to 1580 code for a protein of 383 amino acids. Gene Ontology annotation, biological process: regulation of cyclin-dependent protein serine/threonine kinase activity; mitotic cell cycle phase transition. Gene Ontology annotation, cellular component: nucleus; cytoplasm; cyclin-dependent protein kinase holoenzyme complex.